ACAGCUUCAGAAUCAGACACUCAUAAGGCACUUUCACUGCCAUUUGCCAAGCCGAAACUGUUUUUCAAAUCCUUCGAAAGCCUUACAUAUUAGCCAUUGUUUUCUCUCUCUCUCCCUCCGUCGGCCAUGGCAAUCACUGUGAGAAAAUUAGCCAACUUGGGCUCCUCCACUUCACUUUCUUACCUCAUGUCCAAGAAGCACAAGGCGUAUAUACAAGGCCUUCGUGAUUUAUCUCCGUGGAUUGGUAGUAGUCUUCGGGAUUUCUCCGUGGGCGCUGGCCAAACUGGGUCUAGUGCUUCCUUUGAUACGUCUGAGGAUGGUGCUGGACUAAGCCCCAUAGAAUUUCAGAGAUGGCAUAAUGGAGAUGGGAUUUUCCACAAGUCAGCUUCCAUUGAUCCAACAGCGCUCAUAGAGACCAGUGCUGUAGUUCAUCCAAAAUCCGUUGUCGGCGCAUAUGUUCAUAUUGGAUCAGGAACUGUUUUUGGACCUUCUGUGCUACUCGGCCAAUUGACAAAAAUAGGGUACAAUGUUGCACUCAGUAAUUGCGCUAUCGGUAAUUCAUGUGUAAUCCACAGUGGGGUUUGCAUUGGUCAAGAUGGUUUUGGGUUUUUCGUGGAUGAGAAAGGGAACAUGUUGAAGAAACCUCAAUUGCUGAAUGCUAUGAUUGGGAACCAUGUGGAGAUUGGUGGAAAUACAUGCAUUGACAGGGGGAGUUGGAGAGAUACAAUUAUUGGGGAUCAUUCAAAGAUAGAUAAUUUAGUUCAGAUUGGUCAUAAUGUAGUUAUUGGGAGAAGUUGCAUGCUUUGUGGACAAGUUGGGAUUGCAGGUUCAGUGACGAUAGGAGACUAUGUAACUUUGGGGGGAAGGGUAGCUGUUCGGGAUCAUGUUUCCAUUGUGUCAAAGGUCUGGCUUGCUGCUACUAUCUUUGUCACCAAGGAUAUCAAAGAACCUGGGGAUUAUGGUGGCUUUCCUGCUGUAAGGAUUGCAUUUGUGUUCUUUAUUUACAUUCUAAUCAAUAGUUUCCACAAAUGGAUGAUUGAGUCUGUUCCAAUUCAGUGGCGCAGACAAGUUGCUACCCAAUUUUGGACUUCAAAGAAAGGGAUUUAUGACGGGGUAGAUUUUGGCGAAGUUUCUUCUGCAGUAUCUAAUUUGCUAGGGGUUUCUACCAUAUAUCAGGAUAUCAAGUAUGGAUCAAAACUUUUCAUGGAGUCGCUGUGUUAG
Molecule: messenger RNA, 1221 nt
Organism: Alnus glutinosa
Lineage: Eukaryota; Viridiplantae; Streptophyta; Magnoliopsida; Fagales; Betulaceae
Product: probable UDP-3-O-acylglucosamine N-acyltransferase 2, mitochondrial
Exons: 11
Coding region: 127-1221 (364 amino acids)
Biological process (GO): lipid A biosynthetic process
Source: RefSeq, a predicted model, not a curated record